Nanorana parkeri is the source of this 2071-nucleotide messenger RNA. RefSeq names its product solute carrier family 30 member 9 (gene SLC30A9). The record is from RefSeq and is a predicted model, not a curated record. Gene Ontology annotation, cellular component: nucleus; membrane. Bases 138 to 1844 code for a protein of 568 amino acids. Gene Ontology annotation, molecular function: monoatomic cation transmembrane transporter activity. NCBI's taxonomy places the organism in Eukaryota, Metazoa, Chordata, Amphibia, Anura, Dicroglossidae. The transcript has 18 exons. Gene Ontology annotation, biological process: positive regulation of transcription by RNA polymerase II; zinc ion transport; transmembrane transport.
GAUGCUCUCUGGGAAGAUGUCCGCCGCACUGGAGACAAAGCUGUAGCGUGUGUCCGCGCUCUAGUGUUCUGGACUGAUGACAGGUACACAGAGAUCUGUAUGAGCCGACUUAGCCACCGGGAGGGAUCAGUGGAGAGAUGGCGGGGAUGUCUGCACAGAGCCGGGGCUGGUCCUCACUCUGCAGGCUCUACCUGCGGCUUCAUGCGGUCACACCGAGCUCCGGGAUGGCCUGCCAUGGGUGGCAGUACUCUCUAAAGAACAGAGGAGUCCUGUGCUUAAUGCCAUCUAGUCGACUGCCAGUACAAGCACAAAUCAGACUUUAUACUUCUAAUGAUCAGAAGGAAACCAACAAACCAACAGAACCUGGUGCUGGAAGCUCCGCAGAUAAAUCUGCAGCAGGUACAUCAGGCCAGGAUUCCAGUAAUCCAGAACAGAAGAGCGCUCUUCUUCCGGAUCCUAUUCAAGUCAAAGUUAAGGCAGUACUUAAAAAGAGAGACUAUGGAACAAAAUACAUGAAGAAUAACUUCAUCACCGGCGUACGAGCAAUGAAUGAAUUUUGCCUUAAAUCCAGUGACCUGGAAUCACUCCGAAAGAUCGGACGGAGAAGUCCCCACGAUGACACAGAAUCUUUUACUGUGUUCCUAAGGUCGGACGUAGAGACCAAGGCUUUGGAAGUUUGGGGGAGUCCGGAAGCCAUUUUUAGGGAAAGAAAAUUAAGAAAAGAAGAAGAGAUUGCAUACAAAGAAAAUGUGUUUAGAAAUCAGAAGCUAUUAAAAGAAUACAAAGAAUUUCUAGGAGAUACAAAGCCUCGUUUAAGCACACCGUCCAUAUUUCUCAAGGGCCCAGGGAAAGUUGUUAUGGUUGCAAUAUGCAUAAAUGGACUAAACUUUUUCUUUAAACUUUUGGCUUGGGUGUACACUGGCUCUGCUAGCAUGUUUUCUGAAGCUAUCCACUCCUUAGCAGAUACAUGUAAUCAGGCACUGUUAGCAGUGGGUAUAUCACAGUCUGUGCGGACACCAGAUCCUGGACAUCCAUAUGGCUUUACCAACAUGCGGUAUAUUGCUUCAUUGAUCAGUGGUGUAGGCAUUUUUAUGAUGGGCUCUGGAUUGUCAUGGUACCAUGGCAUCAUGGGUUUAAUGCAUCCACAGCCAAUAGAAUCGCUGCUAUGGGCAUACUUUAUACUUGCAGGAUCAUUAGUUUCUGAAGGAGCUACGCUCCUUGUUGCUAUUAAUGAAAUUAAGAAGAGUUCAAGGGCAAAGGGAUUGUCCUUUUACCAGUAUGUGAUUCAAUCCCGUGACCCAAGCACCAACGUAGUCCUGAUGGAAGAUGCUGCUGCAGUUUUGGGGGUUGUAAUGGCUGCUUCCUGCAUGGGGCUGACGUCACUGACUGGGAACCCAUUAUAUGACAGUCUGGGCUCCUUGGGAGUUGGGACACUGUUGGGAGCAGUUUCUGCUUUCCUUAUCUACACCAACACAGAGGCCCUCAUAGGUCGAUCCAUACAGCCGGAACAAGUGCAGCGUCUCACGGAAUUCCUAGAGAGCGAUCCUGCUGUAAGGGCUAUUCAUGAUGUAAAAGCUACAGAUUUGGGAAUGAGUAAAGUACGAUUUAAAGCAGAAGUGGAUUUUGAUGGACGGGUUGUAACAAGAUCAUAUUUGGAAAAGCAAGAUAUUGACCAAUUGCUUCAGGAAAUUUGUCAAGUGAAGACCCCAGAAGAGUUAGAGGCUUUUAUGCUUAAACAUGGGGAGAACAUCAUUGAUACACUGGGGGCUGAAGUAGACAGACUUGAAAAGGAACUAAAGCAAUGCAAUCCUGAGGUUCGGCACGUUGACUUGGAAAUUUUAUAGAAGCGGAAGAAUUUUCUAUUCAUAAAAUUCAUAGAGGAAGGAAUGAGGAGACUGUAGAAGAAGCUUCAUUUCAUUUUCCAGCAUGCAUGCUCCAUGACUAAAUUGUAAAUGAGUGCGAAUCGCCCUACAAUGCAAAUGCUCUGCACACAUGAAGUCAUGUUUACAAGAGCAUCUUAGAGUCGGUUGUUGUCAAAUUAUCUGCAAUGACUUUUUUUGUGCCGGACGAG